UUUUUUUAUUAUAUAUUCUUGCUUUCAGGUCUAAAGAGCAGCUAAAUCACAUAUCUUAGAUUGUGACCACGUGCACUUGACCUCUUUAUUAGAGAAAAUUGGCUGUCACUAAGAAAAGCGCCUCUUCUUCCCUCACUACUGAUGUCGAACUGGAACAAGUUACCUAUCAAGAUCUUGACCGAGAUCAUUGAUCUUGCUCUGGAAAAUGAUGAAACAAACACCUUCAUGUUACAAUGCAUGUUAAUUUCCAAACACUGGUUUAUGAUUAGCCGAGCUGUACUCUACAGGAAUGUAACUUUACGCGAAAGCAGCCAAUUCGAACCAUUUGUGACAAGCAUGCUCCAUUCGUCUAAUGGCCAAUUAGUCAAACAGUUUCAACUCUUAUAUGAUGACCAACAGCAACUGGAGCUUAACUUGGGACGAUUAUUCAAAUCCUGUCCAAAUAUCACCUGUCUGGAACAACCAAGAUAUAAAAAAAGUUCAUUUUUUGCCAAAUUGCUUUUGGAAGUCUUGGCCGGAAACGGAACCAAGUUAAGAAGAAUCCCUCCAUACGAUUCCAGUGAUCCCGAUGAUAUUUGCGUAUAUGGGCAUGUCACAUAUGCAUUGAAAGAUACACUGGAAGAUAUAUAUCUUUCUGAUUACUUUUUAACCAAAAUCACCUUUGAGCAAAACGAGGCACUAAACGAGUUGCAGAUAUACAAAAACCUCAAGUCGAUUUGUUUUAAACUGGAAAAUCAUAGCAAUCUUUUUACGGUCUUGGAAAAGAUACAAUAUUGUUGCUCCUUAAGUUCUGUACGUAUUUUAGCUGAUUGGGACGAUGAUGAUGUAGAAAAACAUUUGGGAAUCGUAGAACCUUUACAUUUACAAUCUCUCUGUAAUGUCCGAUAUCUACAGAUAAGUGAAAUGCUGACAAUCAGUUCCACAUUUAUCCAGUAUGUUUUACGUUUGUUCCCAAACUUAAAAUCACUUGAAUAUGCGAAUGAUUAUUUACAAAGUAUAUUCUACAAGAAUCGUGUUCAACGGUUAUCCGCAGAAGAAUGGGGACAUUUUAAAACACAGGGGAUGGAAAUACCUAAUGAACUUUGGAUACAAUUCUUGACAUAUGUAGCCUCCAUGAGAGUUUGCACGAUACCCUAUCUGUUUGUAAGGGACAUUGAGAUCUUUUUCAAGGUACCCAACUUGUAUGAAAACCUCCAAAUAUCAGCGGAUGAAUGGUUACCUGAACUCGAUAGGGACUUCGAGGUGUAUUUCAGCAUCUUUUACAAUACCAAUGACAAAAGCAACAUUCGUAGUAUGUAUCAGAAACAAUUAUACACGCCAUAUCGUUCUCAAAUGUGACAGAAAAACACGCCUUGUUGAUUGUCCAAAGAAAAACGCGAUUAAGACUUUUGGGUCAAAUUUAAAAGCAUUGGAUUUUGAUGCUGGCUCACAAGGCGAUGCGAUCAUACCUUUAGAUGCAGAUAUUAAAAAUUCGGUUGAGGAUAAUUUGUUUGACCUUAUUUCGGAUUAUUGUCCCCGUUUAGAUACAUUAUGGGUUUCAGAAUGCAGAUUCAUAUAUGAAAAACAAGAUUCUGUCAAGCCGAUUCGAUCUCUAGAACGAAUCCAAUUCAAGUAUUGUGAAUUUGAUGAAGAUUA
Messenger RNA from Mucor mucedo, 1635 nucleotides. RefSeq lists its product as uncharacterized. The record is from RefSeq and is a predicted model, not a curated record. Bases 142 to 1338 code for a protein of 398 amino acids. The transcript has a single exon. Lineage: Eukaryota; Fungi; Mucoromycota; Mucoromycetes; Mucorales; Mucoraceae.